Molecule: messenger RNA, 561 nt
Organism: Colletotrichum spaethianum
Lineage: Eukaryota; Fungi; Ascomycota; Sordariomycetes; Glomerellales; Glomerellaceae
Product: putative methyltransferase tdiE
Exons: 2
Coding region: 1-561 (186 amino acids)
Source: RefSeq, a predicted model, not a curated record
AUGCCGCCUAACUGCUCCUUCGAGAUCGACGACCUUGAGAAGCCUUGGACAUGGUCAAAGAAGUUCGACUUCAUAUUCUCCAGAACAUUAAAUGGUAGCAUCCUAGAUCCGGUAAGAUUAGUCGACAGCAUCUACAACCAACUCGAGCCCGGCGGCUGGUUCGAAGCCCAGGACGUAUCGAUGGAGGCCCACAGCGAUGACGACACGAUACCAGAGAACAGCUCGCUUGUGCAAUGGGCCACAGAGGUUGUUGACGCCAUGGAGAAGAUCAACCGCUCGCUCAAGCUAGCUUCGCGCUGGAAGCAGCUUCUUAUCGAUCGUGGCUUUGAGGAUGUCAGAGAGAUAGUCUACAAGUGGCCGACCAACACGUGGCCUCGAGACAAAACGAUGAAGGAUAUCGGCGGCUGGGGCCUAGCCAACCUCGACUCCUUCCUCGAGUCUGCUGCUCUCGGAACGCUCACGACCAUCAAAGGUUGGUCGAAGGAGGAGGUCAUUGUCUUGUGCUCGCAGGCAAGAAAAGAAAUGCGUGACCCUAGGAUUCACAUUUGGUGGCCUGUGUAA